Molecule: messenger RNA, 5871 nt
Organism: Uranotaenia lowii
Lineage: Eukaryota; Metazoa; Arthropoda; Insecta; Diptera; Culicidae
Exons: 1
Coding region: 1-5871 (1956 amino acids)
Biological process (GO): DNA integration
Molecular function (GO): nucleic acid binding
Source: RefSeq, a predicted model, not a curated record
AUGGAAAGUACCAGCGGACAAGAUUACACCCUAACUCCCUGUGUAAAAUGUGGAAGCGCUUCGACCCAAAAUGAGGGCAUGGUAUGCUGCAAUGGAUGCGAAGGAUGGUUCCACUUCCGAUGUGUCGGAGUUACCGAAUCCGUCAAACGACAAAAAAAGUGGUUCUGCCCUGCCGAACUGUGCCAGCAGACCUAUUCAAAGCUGUUACGGAAACAGGAAUCAUCAGCAGCGGCACGAAAAGCAGCGUCGGCAAAAAAGGGGGACGGAUCGGAAAAGUCCAGCAAAAGGUCCGAACAUCAAUCUAGUUCCUCCGACGAAGACAAACGUAAAAGUCAACAGGAUGAACAGAAGGCACGAAGCAAAAAACAAGAAGAAGAUCGCAUUCUGGAAAUUGAACGGCAGGAUUACGAAAUUGCGUUCAAGGCUCGACAAUACGCUAUCGAAGCCGAGCUCCGAGAAAGAGAACGAGAAUUAGAGAGGGAAAUGAUGGAAAAAGUUCUUCUCGAAAAAAAAGCAGACGUGGAACGUUUAAAACAAAUGCGUAGCUCGUUCCAAGAGCAAAUGAAUGCUGUUGACGAAGAACUGGCACAAUUAACGAUCAAAGCAAAUCAAACGGCACCUUCCAUCCAACAAAACAAGAAAACUUCAACACCGCUGACUAGAAGAAACAGUAUGUCAUCGAUUAAGUCUGUGAUUCCGGUAUCGAAGAAAACUUGUCCUCAAGAAUCCGAUAGUUCUGAUGAUCCUAAGACUUGCGCUUCGAAUGACUCGUCGGUGGCAAGUGAAUCUGAAUCUGAAAGUGAUUGUUCCAUAUCAACAAACAUAUCCCCUCGUAGUAGACCAACCAGAGCUCAACUGGCAGCGAGAAAUGGCCUCACCCGGAAGCUUCCUCAUUUUUCGGGGAAAGCUGAGGAAUGGCCACUCUUUUUCAGCAGUUUUACCUCCUCAACCAAAGCCUGUGGAUACAACGAUGUCGAGAAUCUCGUUCGGUUGCAAGAAAGCCUAACAGGUACAGCCCUGGAGAGUGUUCGUGGUCAGUUACUGUUUCCCCAGCUGGUUCCUAAAAUAAUGAAAAAGUUGCGCAAGUUAUAUGGUCGCCCUGAGUUGCUGUUGCAUUGUUUUACGGAGAAGGUGCGGAAGUUACAACCUCCUAAAGCCGAUAAACUUUCCACAUACAUACCGUUUGGUAAUGCUGUCGAACAGUUGUGCAACCACCUCGAAGCGGCCCAAUUACAAGCCCAUCUGAACAAUCCUACGUUGAUUCAGGACUUAGUCAGUAAAUUGCCUUCAGGAGAUAAACGAGAAUGGGUUCGUUAUAAGAAAAGGAAAUCGACCGUCAACCUCCGCAUAUUCACCAAGUUUAUCUCAAGAAUCGUCGACGAAGCUUGCGAAGCAAACGUUGAGAUAGAGUCCAUAGGGGAAACGAAAAAUAUGAAUAAACUGAAAGGCACCGAAAAGUUUUCCGUGUUUAACCACAAUUAUGACGACGGCGAGAGGACAACUGCUCAGAGUUUUCAUUCUCAAAAACCGUGCAAAGUGUGCAAUCGCACAGAUCACAGACUGCGUUUCUGUGAGGACUUCAAAAGAUUACCUGAAGCAGAGCGUUUUGAGAUUGUUAACAAAUGGAAAUUGUGUCACAUCUGUUUAAAUGAACAUGGUAGGUUGCCCUGUAGGUUUCGGAAAAUUCGUUGCGACGUAGAGCAAUGCCAGGAAAAACAUCAUCCACUACUCCAUCCAUCAGGAGAGAUUGUCUCUUUGAAUACACAUUCUCCAAAAGAUACCAAGAUCAUGUUUCGUAUGAUGCCGGUAAUACUGACGUUUGGAAAUCAAUCGAUCAACACAGUCGCAUUUUUAGACGAAGGUGCCUCAGUCACGCUUAUGGAAAAAUCUCUAGCCAAAAAAUUAUCGUUGAAGGGUGAAAAAGAACACCUCACUAUCAAAUGGACAGCUGACAUUUCACGGAUAGAGAAAGACUCUAUGCGAGCAAACGUAAAGAUAUCUUCCGUCACCGAUGGGAAAAAAUGGCUUCUUCAAAAUGUUCGCACCGUUAGCGAGCUUCUCUUACCAAACCAAAAUCUAAAUGUCAAGGAAUUGAUCAAUCAGUACGAUUAUCUGCGGGGGCUAUCAGUGCAAUCGUACGGAGGAGACCGCCCGGGAAUUCUUAUCGGCUUGAACAACCUCAAUCUGAUUGCACCGUUGGAAACUAAGGUUGGCAAAGCAGGAGAGCCCAUCGCAGUACGAUCCAAACUCGGAUGGACGGUCCACGGGCCCGUAAAGGAUUAUGUUUCUGGCAAUGCGAAUGAUUAUUUCCACGUUCAUGCAGAGCCGACAAACCAAGAAAUUCACGACCUCCUUAAAUUUCAAUAUACAUUAGAAGAAUCGGUUUUCAAAACUCCUCGUGAAUCCCACGAGGAUAUGAGAGCUCGAAAAAUUCUCGAGUCAACUACGGUAAGAAUCGGCGAUAGAUAUGAAACUGGCUUGAUAUGGAAAACAGAUGAUCCACAUUUUCCGGACAGCUACUGGAUGGCUUUAAAACGCUUUAAACAACUCGAAAAACGGUUCUCGUCGAAUCCGGAGUUGCACAGCAAGGUCUGCAAGCAAAUCGUCGACUACCUACAAAAAGGUUAUGCCCACGUCGCCUCUGCAGAUGAAAUAUCAUCAACGGAACCUCACAAAGUUUGGUAUUUGCCUCUGAAUGCUAUCACCAGCAAAAGUAAACCGGGAAAAAUUCGUCUUGUGUGGGACGCGGCUGCCCAAGUGAACGGAACAUCGCUUAAUUCUCAGCUUUUAAAGGGCCCAGAUAUGCUCGUGUCUCUACCGGCUGUUAUUAACAGAUUCCGGGAGCGUCGUGUAGCGUUCGGUGCAGACAUUAUGGAAAUGUAUCACCAACUCCGGAUAAGAAAUGAAGAUAAACAAUUCCAACGCUUUCUCUUCAGAAAAAAUCCCUCGGAGCCGGUGCAGAUUUACGUUAUGGACGUUGCAACCUUUGGAGCAACCUGCUCGCCUUGUUCCGCUCAAUACGUGAAAAAUCGUAACGCUGAAGAAUACGCUCCAAACUAUCCAGAAGCCUCAGCAGCUAUCAUAGACAACCACUACGUAGAUGACUACUAUGAUAGUGUAGAUUCAUCUGAAGAAGCAAUCGAACGGAUCGCGCAAGUGCGUCUCAUCCACAGUAAAGCUGGGUUCUAUAUACGAAAUUGGGUAUCAAAUUGUAAAAAAGUCCUCGAAAGCAUCGGCGAAGUGAAAGUAGAUCAACAAAUCCACUUCAACAAAGAUAAGCAGACUGAAAACGAACGUGUACUGGGCAUUAUAUGGAACCCUCAAGACGACGCCUUUUCCUUUUCAACUGCCCAUCGACAAGAUGUUCUGAAAUACCUCAACGGAGAAUCCAGACCAACCAAACGGAUUGUAAUGAGCUGCAUCAUGGGAUUUUUCGAUCCCCUUGGCCUUCUGACUCCGUUCACUGUACACGGGAAAAUCCUGAUACAGGAACUCUGGCGGGCGGGCUGCGAGUGGGACGAGACCAUAAACGACGAGUCGUGGGAAAAGUGGCAACGCUGGAUUUCGUUACUCCCUCUUGUAGAGCAAAUACAAAUAGAUAGAUGCUAUCUGGGAGACCUUCACUCUAAGGACGUGGAAUCAAUAGAAAUUCACGCGUUCUCUGACGCUAGUGAGCAGGCAUAUGGUAGCGCCGUUUAUUUUAGAAUUUCGUCAGCGGUAGGAGUGAAAUGUUCUCUCAUAAUAUCACGAACCAAAGUAGCACCGUUGAAGCGAAUUUCGAUCCCGCGAUUAGAGCUGAUGGCAGCAUUGCUUAGCGCUAAUCUAGUUAAAUCUGUUCUUCAAAACCAUAGCUUGAAGGUUGAGCGUUGUUUCUUUUGGACAGACUCGCAGACUGCCUUAAGCUGGAUUCAAUCGGAUCCACAUAAAUUUCAACAAUUCGUUUCGUUCCGAAUAUCGGAAAUCCAAGAACUUACAAAUAUCUCCGAUUGGCGGUGGAUAGCGAGUAAGCAGAACAUCGCAGAUGUACUCACCAAAUGGGGAGUGGGUCCACCCUUACAUUCCAACAGUUCUUGGUUCAAAGGCCCCCCGUUUUUAUAUGAACCAGCGAACCAAUGGCUAUCUGAAAACCAAUCGCUUACUUGUACACAGGAAGAAAUGAAAUCGGUUUUCCUUAAUUACCACGAAUGUCACUCUCAUAAAUUCGUUAUCAAUGUGGAAGAUUUUUCUAGUUUAAAUCGAUUACUUCGUGUCCUGGCAACCGUUUACAGAUUCAUCUGUAACUUAAAACGAAAAAAAGAACAGAAACCCAUAUGGUGUGUGAAAGCGGAAAAAGGGCUAGUGAAGUUGAUUCUGGCAAACCUUUCUACGGUAAUAUGUCCACUACAACAAGAGGAACUGCUGAAGGCUGAAUUUGUGCUGUGGAAAAACACUCAGUUAGAAGCCUUCCCAGACGAAACCCACAUAUUGUCUAAAAUUGAAAGCGGCAGCAGAAAUUUAGGUAAGCCACUUAUUAGUAAAACUAGUCCCCUGUAUCAGUUGACUCCUAUUAUGGAUAUCGAAGGUGUUAUUCGCGUGGGUGGCCGCUUAGCCUACGCAGAACACAUACCCUUCGAUAAAAAAUACCCUAUUAUCUUACCAAAAAAACAUGCAGCUACUCGUUUACUAAUACAAAGCUACCAUGAACGUUAUGGACACGCCAAUCGCGAGACAGUAUUCAAUGAGUUAAGGCAAAAGUUCUACAUUCCGGGUUUACGCACAGCCAUUCAACAAGUAGCAAAACUUUGCAUUUGGUGCAAGGUAUACAGAUGUCACCCGGAAGUUCCCCAAAUGGGCCCUCUGCCUAUACAAAGAGUUACUACUCAAUUCGGUCCCUUUAGCUCAGUUGGAGUGGACUACCUAGGACCGAUCGAGGUCACUGUAGGAAGACGUAAAGAAAAAAGAUGGGUAGCAGUGUUUACUUGUAUGGUUAUACGAGCUGUUCAUUUAGAGCUUGUCUACAGUUUAUCAACUGAAUCCUGCCUUAUGGCUCUACGAAGAUUCAUCUGUAAACAAGGAACGCCAAACGAAUUCUUUUCAGAUAAUGGCACUAAUUUUGUUGGGACGUGGAACGAACUUCGCAAGAAGAUUGACUAUGAAUGCGCUGAAACAAUUAUAAGUUCUCAUAUCAAGUGGACUUUCAAUCCACCCGGAACCCCUCAUAUGGGCGGCAUAUGGGAACGAAUGGUUCGUUCAGUUAAAGAAUCAUUGAAAGCUUUCGACGAUGGUCGUAAACUUACCGACGAAAUCUUAUUAACAACUUUAGCGGAAGCUCAAGAUAUGAUAAAUAUGCGUCCACUCACCUAUGUACCCCAAGGCCCGGCGGAAGAGGAAGCUUUAACCCCCAAUCAUUUCCUACGGACGGUGAAGAAAGCGGAUGGCGACCCUGUUGACGAAACUCAGUUAUCAGAUGCACUAAAGGAUAUUUUCAAGCGGUCUCAAUACCUGGCCGACCAAAUGUGGCAGCGGUGGUAUAAGGAAUAUCUUCCAAUGAUAAACAGACGUACUAAAUGGUUCGAGGACCGAAAGCAAAUAAGAAAAGGCGAUCUGGUAUUGGUGGUUAGUGGCAAGAAUCGAAAGCAAUGGGUAAGAGGUAUCAUCGUUGAAUUGUUUGAAGGACCUGAUGGGCGCACUCGGCAAGUUCUGGUACGGACCGCAAAGGGAAUCAAUCGUCGAGCAGUUGUGAACUUGGCCGUUUUGGAGUUAGACACAGGAAGUAAGUCCGGACAGCCAGAGGAGUCACCGGAAUUACGGGCGGGGGUGUUGACACGGCCACAUCUGCACGAGCAAUCUACUCAUUCGACGAACAUGACUGGGUUAAAAACACCGCAGUAG